AUGUCCCUUAAAUUAUUUCAAAUAGAAAGUGAAAGUGAAAAAUUUUCUGUUUGCCCUCAAUUGAUUUAAGUAUGUGUAUCUCGUUCAAAAAUAAAAAUUACAGUAUUUAUAUUUAUCAUAUUAGGCUUAUUAACAACAAUAUAUUAUUGUCACUAAUUAAAAUGCAAUUUUCAAUGAGAAAUGCAUUAAACCUUAUGCAUAUUCGGCAACUUAUUUUGAUCCAUAUAAUUAAGUUUCUGGAUAUUGUUUUGAUAAGGAAUUUAAUGACUCCUUUGGAUAUAAAUUCUCAUACUAAUCAUGA
Molecule: messenger RNA, 301 nt
Organism: Paramecium pentaurelia
Lineage: Eukaryota; Ciliophora; Oligohymenophorea; Peniculida; Parameciidae
Source: the annotation of a GenBank genome assembly